This is a messenger RNA of Trachemys scripta elegans, 4123 nucleotides long. RefSeq names its product ArfGAP with GTPase domain, ankyrin repeat and PH domain 1 (gene AGAP1). Gene Ontology annotation, cellular component: nucleus. The record is from RefSeq and is a predicted model, not a curated record. The transcript is spliced from 20 exons. NCBI's taxonomy places the organism in Eukaryota, Metazoa, Chordata, Testudines, Emydidae. Gene Ontology annotation, molecular function: protein binding; GTPase activity; GTP binding. The coding region runs from base 289 to 2955 and encodes 888 amino acids.
GGGACGCGGUAGCUGUAGCGGGGCGGCCGAGCGAGGUUCUGUGGCGUGCGGGGUGCCCGGCCCCUCCCCCGCCCCCCUCGGCUGCUCGCGGCACCGGGCACCACAGCGAGGCCGGGCCGGGCAGCCGUUGGGGGUCAGGAGCCGCCGGUCUCCGCCGUGGGGCUGGGGCCCCCGCGGGCCGCCGCGAUGAAGUGACAGCGGGCGGGCUGUGCGGCUGCCGGGCGGCCCCCUGUGCCCGCGGGGAGGGGGUGGCGCUGCCGGCGCGGACCCGAGCCGAGCGGCCGCGCCAUGAGCUACCAGCAGCAGCUGGCCAACUCGGCAGCCAUCCGCGCCGAGAUCCAGCGCUUCGAGUCCGUGCACCCCAACAUCUACUCCGUCUACGAGCUGCUGGAGCGGGUGGACGAGCCGGCGCUGCAGGGCCAGCUCCGCGAGCAUGUCAUCGCCAUCGAGGAUGCUUUUGUAAAUAGCCAGGAGUGGACACUAAGUCGAUCUGUACCAGAGCUGAAAGUGGGAAUUGUGGGGAAUUUAGCUAGUGGCAAGUCUGCACUUGUGCACCGGUAUCUGACUGGCACAUAUGUCCAGGAGGAAUCACCUGAAGAUAUGGAUGCAGGUGGGAGAUUCAAGAAAGAGAUAGUAGUUGAUGGACAAAGCUAUCUGCUGCUGAUUAGAGAUGAAGGGGGCCCUCCAGAGGCACAGUUUGCCAUGUGGGUCGAUGCUGUUAUAUUUGUCUUCAGCUUGGAAGACGAAAUAAGCUUCCAGACAGUUUACCACUACUACAGUCGUAUGGCUAACUAUCGUAACACUAAUGAAAUCCCAAUGGUACUAGUGGGAACCCAGGAUGCUAUAAGCUCUAAUAAUCCACGUGUUAUUGAUGAUGCCAGAGCAAGAAAGCUGUCGAACGAUUUGAAGAGAUGCACUUACUAUGAAACCUGUGCUACUUACGGGCUGAAUGUGGAAAGGGUCUUCCAAGAUGUUGCCCAGAAGAUUGUGGCAACAAGGAAGAAACAGCAGCUUUCAAUAGGCCCCUGCAAAUCUUUACCAAACUCUCCAAGUCACUCGUCUGUGUGUUCUGCCCAGGUUUCUGCUGUACAUAUCAGCCAGACCAGUAAUGGAGGAGGGAGCUUAAGUGAUUAUUCCUCCUCUGUUCCAUCAACUCCAAGCACCAGUCAGAAGGAGCUACGGAUUGAUGUUCCUCCCACUGCCAACACUCCAACACCCGUUCGUAAACAGUCCAAGCGCCGAUCCAACCUCUUCACGUCUCGGAAAGGGAGUGAUCCAGACAAAGAGAAGAAAGUCCUGGAGAGCAGAACAGAUAGCAUUGGAAGUGGCCGUGCAAUCCCAAUUAAACAGGGUGUGCUGCUAAAGCGAAGUGGCAAGUCAUUGAAUAAAGAGUGGAAGAAGAAAUACGUUACGUUGUGUGACAACGGUGUACUGACCUAUCAUCCCAGUUUACAUGACUAUAUGCAGAACGUUCACGGAAAAGAAAUCGACCUUUUGAGAACUACUGUGAAAGUGCCAGGAAAGAGGCCACCUCGAGCGACGUCAGCUUGUGCACCCAUCUCCAGUCCCAAAACCAAUGGUAUGUCCAAAGACAUGAGCAGUUUACACAUCUCUCCUAAUUCAGGAAAUGUGACUACUAGUACGUCUGUGUCUCAGAUGGCAAGUGGGAUCAGUCUAGUCUCGUUCAACAGUCGCCCCGAUGGUAUGCAUCAACGUUCCUACUCAGUUUCCAGUGCUGACCAAUGGAGUGAGGCAACAGUUAUUGCAAACUCUGGCAUCAGCAGUGAUACUGGUUUGGGAGAUUCUGUGUGUUCAAGUCCAAGUAUAUCCAGUACCACAAGUCCCAAACUGGAUCCUCCUCCCUCCCCUCAUGCCAACAGAAAGAAACAUCGUAGGAAGAAAAGCACUAGCAAUUUUAAAGCUGACGGUAUCUCAGGCACUGCUGAAGCCAAACGCAAAGCAUGGAAACUAAACCGUGUUGGUAGCCUGCGAAAUAUAUACAGCAGCAGCAGCACCAACACUGAAGAACAAGAAGAAAACUUCGAGUUUAUUAUUGUUUCCCUCACCGGCCAGACCUGGCACUUUGAAGCGACCACAUAUGAAGAAAGAGAUGCGUGGGUACAAGCCAUAGAGAGUCAGAUCCUGGCCAGUUUACAGUCGUGUGAGAGCAGUAAGAAUAAGUCCCGACUGACAAGUCAGAAUGAGGCCAUGGCCCUUCAGUCAAUAAGAAACAUCAGAGGCAAUUCUCACUGUGUGGACUGCGAGGCACAAGACCCUGACUGGGCCAGUCUGAAUCUGGGAGCCCUCAUGUGUAUUGAAUGCUCAGGUAUACACCGGAACCUUGGCACGCACUUGUCACGUGUCCGGUCACUUGACCUGGAUGAUUGGCCUAUAGAACUCAUCAAGGUGAUGUCAUCCAUUGGGAACGAAUUAGCAAACAGUGUCUGGGAGGAGAGUAGCCAGGGACGAAUGAAACCCUCUUCAGACUCCACAAGGGAAGAAAAAGAGCGCUGGAUACGUGCUAAAUAUGAACAGAAGCUCUUCCUUGCUCCGCUGCAGUGCCUGGAACUUUCUUUAGGCCAGCAUCUGCUACAAGCUACAGCUGAUGAGGACUUGAGGACUGUCAUCCUGCUCCUGGCCCAUGGAACCCGGGAAGAAGUGAAUGAGACCUGCGGAGAUGGGGAUGGGCGCACAGCCCUUCACUUGGCAUGUAGGAAAGGAAAUGUAGUGUUAGUUCAGCUCUUAAUUUGGUAUGGCGUGGAUGUUAUGGCCCGUGAUGCCCAUGGGAACACAGCGUUAGCCUAUGCCAGGCAAGCCACAGGCCAGGAAUGCAUUGAUGUUCUCCUGCAGUAUGGCUGCCCUGAUGAGCGCUUUGUCCUGAUGGCUACUCCCAAUUUGUCCAGGAAGAACAAUAACAGGAACAACAGCAGUGGAAGAAUGCCCACCAUCAUCUGAGGAACUUAUUCAUUUCUUCACUGACCUGAGUAACAUCCACAGGCCUCAUAUUGCUCCAUUUUCUUCCCAGCUCUGACCUGUGAGUCUUAUACCUCCCCAUCUCCCUUUUCCCCUCAAUCUCUGUCCUCUCCAGAAAAAUCACAUCUGGACAGUGUGAAGGGACCAGAGGAGAAAAGGGGGCUGCAGAAACCCUUUAUUUUAAUAAAAGGUCUCGAAUAAGGAAAACUGAAAAAGGGAGGGUUUGUGAGAGAGAGUGGUAGUGAGGUCUCUAAUUAUAGCACAUGACAUGGGACCAUUUUACUAGUUGUCUUCAGGCAGAGGCUCUACAAGUGUUGAAAGAAGGGGUGGAGGGAGAAGAAAGGAGGAGGAAGAGGAGAUGAAAGAAGAAAUGGUAACUUUCCUUAACUGACAGUUAAGCACAUCAGUACAUUUCACCUCUACCAAACGGAACACUUGGAUUUCAUUCUCUUCUCCGAAGAGCUUGACGGCAUAAAUCAGAAGCAAGCACAGAGUUUGUCAGGUUUGAAGCUCCUAUGAUGGUAUGUGUCAAAUCAGUUGUAGCUAAUCUGUCCAGGGAGAAUACUGGCUUCAUUACACUUGUAUAGUUGAGUUCUUCCAGCAUUACUGCUGUUUAAUAGAACAUGAUUAGUCAUCACGGAGAAAAAAGCAUAUUAGCUGAGGAGGUAGUUACAUGGCACGCUUCGGUGAUUGCUUGGAUGUGAUUGCAAUAUUCUUAGAAGCAUCAUAUUAUCUCAGACAUGUUCUUUCAAGCCCUUGGAGCCCUCCUUUCUAAAUUCACUGUCAUAAUUUAGUAUCUGUUUAAUUUUUCAGUCCAAAGAGAGGAAAUCGGUUGCUGAGUGUUAUUUGACUGCAGUCUCCUUGGUGUAAAAACAAAAUGGAAAAAAUAAAUAAGGAUAACUAUGAAACACAAAAAGAAAUAAUGAAUACUGCUAAGGAAAAACAUUUCAAGUACAUUUAGUAAAAUAAAUAAAUGCAUUAAAGGCUACUAUUUUUUUUCGGUCACAAGAAAUACGUUAUGUCAUUUUGCCAAGUAAGUGUGUUGAGUUUUUUGGUCACUCUUGUGAUGCAUUGCCUAAAUUAUACAGAUUUUGUAUUGUGUCUUUAGAUUAUAUGUAUGUAAAUCUAUUUGAAUAAACAAGUUCAUAAA